CCAGACAAAAAAAAAAAGACAAAAAAAAAAAAAAGGUACGACGAACGAACGAACGAACGAACGAACGAAGAACACACCAAAUCAAGAACGGAGCAAAUUCCAAAACAGGGAUUAACACAGACCUAACACCACAACCAAACAGAGGAUGUCUUCAACCUUCAGCGGCGAUGAAACAGCUCCUUUCUUCGGCUUCAUCGGAGCCGCCGCAGCUCUCGUUUUUUCAUGUAUGGGUGCUGCAUAUGGGACAGCGAAGAGUGGGGUGGGUGUGGCUUCCAUGGGAGUGAUGAGGCCGGAGCUUGUAAUGAAAUCGAUCGUGCCGGUGGUUAUGGCUGGAGUUUUGGGAAUCUACGGGUUGAUCGUAGCUGUUAUUAUCAGUACUGGAAUUAACCCAAAGGCCAAAUCUUAUUAUCUCUUUGAUGGUUAUGCGCAUUUGUCAUCUGGGCUUGCUUGUGGCCUUGCUGGUCUUGCAGCUGGAAUGGCCAUCGGGAUUGUUGGCGAUGCUGGAGUUCGGGCUAAUGCACAGCAGCCGAAGCUGUUCGUGGGAAUGAUUCUUAUCCUCAUCUUUGCUGAAGCUCUUGCUCUCUAUGGUCUCAUUGUUGGGAUCAUCCUGUCAUCCCGAGCAGGCCAAUCUCGUGCAGAUUAGAGACAACCUGAGUUUCUCAAAGUUUAUUUUGCCUUUGGGAUAUUAUUUCGUGGAUAUAGCGUCAAAUUCGGAUCAUGUUAAUUGACAUGGCCAUUUAUGAAGGCGGUUCUUUUGUGCCUAGUAUAAAAUAAGGACUGUUUAAUUAAUGAGAUGUGGAUUCAUUUGUCUUGUGAGAUAGUUUAGUUCCCCUGAUACUGUGUGAAUCUGACCAGUAUAUCUGGUUCAAGAUGUCCUUUGUCUGUUGUGAGCAUAAGCAAUGUUAAGAACUAUUGAGGGUUAGGAAGCGGAGGAAGCGAACACUGGAGAUGGAUCUGGAUGGCGUUAUAAGUCUUGGCGCUUUCGAAAUAGACCGUAUUUUUUAAGUCUGAUUUUACUUUAAUUUUAUCCUCUUUUUCCAACUA
Molecule: messenger RNA, 1044 nt
Organism: Ziziphus jujuba (common jujube)
Lineage: Eukaryota; Viridiplantae; Streptophyta; Magnoliopsida; Rosales; Rhamnaceae
Product: V-type proton ATPase 16 kDa proteolipid subunit
Exons: 3
Coding region: 146-643 (165 amino acids)
Biological process (GO): proton transmembrane transport
Cellular component (GO): proton-transporting V-type ATPase, V0 domain
Molecular function (GO): proton-transporting ATPase activity, rotational mechanism
Source: RefSeq, a predicted model, not a curated record